Molecule: messenger RNA, 9778 nt
Organism: Pristis pectinata (smalltooth sawfish)
Lineage: Eukaryota; Metazoa; Chordata; Chondrichthyes; Rhinopristiformes; Pristidae
Gene: camk1b
Product: calcium/calmodulin-dependent protein kinase Ib
Exons: 12
Coding region: 163-1323 (386 amino acids)
Biological process (GO): peptidyl-serine phosphorylation
Cellular component (GO): intracellular anatomical structure
Molecular function (GO): calmodulin binding; ATP binding; calcium/calmodulin-dependent protein kinase activity
Source: RefSeq, a predicted model, not a curated record
GCAGCCCAGGGCAAGUGCUGGAUGGAGCGAGAGGUGUGAAGGGGUAGAGUUACUCCCUCCUUUUACACACAUACACACACGGCAGACCAGACUGGAAGCUGCCACCCUCUGCAUCUGACACAAAUAAGCGCAGUGGAGAAAGCUGCAGUCUGCGGAGAUAGGAUGCCUCUAGGAGAGAUGGACAAAACAUGGAAAAAGAAAGAGGAGAUUAAAGUGGCGUACGAGUUCAAGGAAGUCCUGGGAACAGGUGCAUUCUCUGAAGUGGUCCUGGCUGAGGAGAAACGAACCCAGAAACUGGUUGCCAUAAAGUGUAUUCCCAAGAAGGCUUUGGAGGGAAAAGAGAACAGCAUUGAAAAUGAAAUCGCUGUCCUUAGGAAAAUUAAACACCCAAACAUUGUGUCUCUGGAAGACAUUUACGAGAGCCCAACACACCUCUACUUGGUGAUGCAGCUUGUGUCUGGUGGUGAGCUCUUUGACAGGAUUGUGGACAAAGGCUUCUACACAGAGAAAGAUGCCAGCAUGUUGAUCCAGCAAAUCCUGGAUGCCGUAACGUAUCUGCAUGAACUGGGAAUCGUGCACAGAGACUUGAAGCCAGAGAAUCUGCUCUACUACAGCGUUGAUGAAGAUUCCAAAAUAAUGAUCAGUGAUUUUGGCCUGUCUAAAAUUGAGGGAACUGGGAGUGUGAUGUCAACAGCGUGUGGCACUCCAGGAUAUGUGGCUCCAGAGGUCCUAGCCCAGAAGCCCUACAGUAAAGCAGUCGAUUGCUGGUCUAUAGGAGUCAUCUCCUACAUUUUACUGUGUGGUUAUCCUCCAUUCUACGAUGAAAAUGAUGCAAAGCUCUUUGAACAGAUCCUGAAGGCUGAAUAUGAAUUUGAUUCUCCAUACUGGGAUGAUAUUUCUGACUCCGCCAAAGACUUUAUUCAGCAUCUAAUGGAGAAGGACCCAAAUAAACGUUACACAUGUGACCAAGCUUUGCAGCAUCCCUGGAUUGCUGGUGAUACCGCCUUAGAUAAGAACAUCCAUGAGUCAGUUAGUGCACAAAUCAAGAAGAACUUUGCAAAGAGUAAAUGGAAGCAAGCUUUCAAUGCCACAGCUGUUAUACGUCACAUGAGGAAACUGCAUUUGGGCACCAGCCAAGAAGGGUCAGUGCAGAACACACCAACCAGUCCAUGUGAUGGGACGCUUCUGGUACCAGGAGGGAAUUCAAACAAUGGUUCACCCUGCGAAGAGUUCCCUCUUUCUUCGUCUCCACAUUCUGCCGUACAAACGGAUCAAAACUUGCUGACCAACCAUUCUCACAGCUGCCAGUACAACCGAGUCUAAGUCCAGAUGGAGACCAUCGGUAUUCUGGUUAUUGAUGAUGUAGCCUGGGCUCAGAGGCAAUUUAAAUGCAACACUCAUUCCAUUCUCAGUACAUGUUACCUGAGAGCCUUGUGCUUGGGGGCUCCUUCUGAAUGCUCUUAAACCUUCCUGUUUGCCGGAAUGCCGACCUAAUAGAACUUCUACCUGUGAUAUGAUUAUUGCUUCUGGGUGUGAGCAAGCUGGUUGUACAAGUGACGUUCAGGGGUGGUGAGAAUUCGAUCUCAGGCUGUAUUUUAAAUUCCAUAUAUGGGAAAAAAAAUUAUAGAACAAGGUAAAAGUCAAAUCUAUGCGACAGCCUGAAAACUCGGACGCGAAUCUGAAUAUUUUAAAUGUUUUAAAUUUCCAAUUGAAAUUUUUUAAAAGUUGAAAGGAAGAAUCAAUAAGAAGAGUCUUUAUUGGCUCACUGAAAUCCAUGUGGGCUUGACCCAGCUGUCUCUUUUCUUUAUUGGAUGAUUCUUAAAGCAAAGGUAAUCCCAUGGGUUAUUUAUGGUUGGUGACAUUUUAAUAUUGCCAAUUCUUUGGAUCCUGUCCGUAUUUUUAAAAGAGAAUAGUCCCAAGUAUUGUGGAAAGUGCCACACAAGCCUGACCUGAUAUCGAGGCUCUUUUGUGUAUGUGUAUAUAUUAUGUAAAAUAUGAUAAAAUUUGUCAAAUGGUCUCUGAUCAGAUCCAAGCUCCAUCCAUGUUGGCCUCUGGAUUCCUGAGUCUUCUAAGUUUGCAGUUUGAUUAUGUGUCACGAAUGAUCUUUCUUGAGUGUCUGAGAUCAUUCUUAUCUGCUUUAUUUUAAUCUUUAAUCCCAAGUAGUAAUUGGUUCAAAUAUCUUUGUAUUUGCUUGAAAUGUUUCAUGAGUCUCUCCUGAGAGAGUUAGUGUUUUGUCUGAUCCGUGGAAAUUUUGAAAAACAGCUUCUCAUCCUUUGACACAGCGACAAGUAACAUUUUAACAGUUGCUUAAAUUGUGCUGCUAUGGGAAUUAUUCAGACUUGCCAACCAGUGCCAUUUGAUUAAUUUAGUGAAUUUUACUGAGUUGAAAGAUUUUAGACAGAAAAAUAGUUGCUUUUAUUGGGCCUUUUGUACUUGCCUUUUUAUGGAUCAAUAGUAGAUUCCACCAUUUAAGACUGCUGAAAUAGUCAGAUCCACAGUAUUUUGCUUUUAUAUUUAAGAAUGCUAAUUGGCUGGAACUCUUGUAGACGAAUGCUGGUUAAGGUAGUAAUAAGAUAUGAUUGACUGCUGUAGAGUCCCUAAAUUUUCCUCCACACUUUGUAAAACAUGGAUGAAAGGUAGGUUAGCAUUUCUGGCAGAACUCCUUCAUCAGGUCAGCUGUGGAACUUAGUGGUGUUUAUGCCAUUUUAGUCUGAAUUAUUUGAUGUAUCCACAAGGGGUAGUCCUGUCCUAACGUGGAUGAGAUCUAGCUCUGGAAUAUUAUUACACUACAUAGCAGGUUUUGAUUUUAGGCGAUGAAAUUGCACACUUACAGAUUUGAAAAUAUUAAGGGCUAAGUUGUAGAGUUAUGCAGAUUAAAAAAAGUCUCAGCUUCCUCUUUAGUAUGUAUUACACACAAUGUGGGUUAAUUGAGACUACAGUUACCCUACCAUGUUGGACAAAAGGUCAAACUGCUCAAUAGGAUCCAUUCUGGGGGAACAGAACUAAUGGUUGAUCCUGGUGGCCCUGAUUCAAAUAGAGCACUUUUCCUUGUAGUAUCUUUUACUGAGAGUUAAGUAUAGCCCUUCUGGGGAAAGCAUUGAUGUGGCUAACAUUACUGCUGUUUUUUUGAUAAGCUCUAUUGUGCUUGCUUGCAAAUAAAUGAUUAGUAAGACGUUUUUGAUGAUGACAGCUCACACCAACAAGUGACUCAGAGCUGCCAGAUCUGAAGAGGCCGCUGAUAUAUUGGCACUGUGGCCAGCCGCCAGUUCUAAUACGCACUGGGUAAGAGGUGCCAAUGCACUUGGGUCUGGACUAUAUACCUUGGUGCUACCUCUGUGUAUGUGCAAUGCUUUUAACUGGGUGAAGUGGAUUCUCAUUACAGACAAGAAAUGAUGAUUAAAAAUGGGGAAGGUCCUUGCAAUGAAGGAGGAUUUAGGUUUUAAUUUGUUUGUGUGCUAAAACCCACAAAUCCAGAUGUUUCUCCCCCUGUCAGUCUUGGCCAACAUGCAGCAGCACUGCAGCCUGACUCAGACCCAGCAGCUGCACUGCUGGCUUGUCUCAUCAACACGCUGGUUACUCUGAUGUUUUGCCCCAGUGCUCAAGGGCUUAGUUGAGAAAGAGUCCCCACAAAUAUUUCUCAAACUUCAAUAAUGUUUGUUUAGCCAAGUUAAACCUGGAAACACAGUUUUAUACACGUGGCCUGUACCAUAUAAGGCCUCAAACUAAUAAAUAUUGCAUCUAAUCAUUGAGGGAGACUUUUUACAUUUUGAAUGGUCCAUGCUAUGGUAGCUUGAUCAUGAAUCAUUAAUAGAAAAAAGCUCAUUUUGGAAAUAUACACAUUAAAAUAGAUACAUUUAAGAUAAAUCUUUGAAGUUCUUAAGCAAAUGCCCAGUGCACAUUCUCAAUUAUGGUGUCAUAGAUUGAGCUGAGAGGAAGUCUGGGGUUUUCAUGUACUAAAUAUUGACAUCCCACUCAUGCAACAGUGAACUAUUUUUCACCAUCUGGUUAUCUUAUCCCCCUCAACUGGUCACAUGGGAAAAUUCAGCUGUGCCUCAGUUAGUGGUUUGCAGUGACCGACAUGCACACAGAGAGAUUCUGACUGUUGUCAGUAAGGGUGACCAAGGAAAGACUUGUAUUUAUAGAGUUGUAGAGUCAUAGAGUUAUACAGCAUGGAAACAGGCCCUUCGGCCCAACUCAUCCAUGCCAACCAAGUCGCUUACCUAAGUUAGUCCCAUUUGCCUGCAUUUGUCCCAUAUCCUGCUAAACCUUUCCUAUUUCUGUACCUAUCUAAAUGUCUUUCAAAUAUUGUGAUUGUACCAGCAUCCACCACUUCAUCUGGCAGCUUAUUCCAUAUACCCAUCACCUGUGUGUGUAAAAAACAAAAAGUUGCCCCUCAGGCCCCCUUUAAAUCAUUCCCCUCUCACCUUAAACCUAUGCCCUCAAGUUUUAGACUCCCCUACCCCGGGAAAAAGCCUGUGACCAUUCUCCUUAUCUAUGCCCCUCAUGAUUUUAUAUAUCCCUACAAGGUCACCCCUCAGUCACCUACGCUCCAGGGAAAAAAGCCACAGCCUAUCCAGCCUGUCCUUAUAACUCAAGCCUUUCAGACCCAGGAACAUCCUCGUGAAUCUUUUCUGCACCCAGUCUAGCUUAAUGACAUCCUUCUUGGCAUGCUUGGCGACCAGAUCUGCACAUAAUACUCCACGUGCGGUUUCACCAGUGUCUUGUACAGCUGUAUAUCUUGUACAAGAUUUGAGUAUUUAUAUGGCUCCUUUCUCAGUUUGAGCAUCACUAAUAGUUUUAUAGCCAAUGAAGUACUUCUGAGGUACAGUCACCAUUGUGAAAUGCCAGCCAAUGCAUACACAACAAGUUCCCACCAACUGUGAUGCACUAAUGACCAAGUUAUAUGAACUUUAGUGAAAAUGAUUAAGGGAUAAUAUUGGCUAAUACACAAUGGAGGACUUUGAUUGGAUGUCUCGAGGAACAGUCAGGAAAAUAGUUAAAUACUUCUUUUGGAAAUUUAAGAUUUAGAAUUUGUGUUGUUAGUGCUGGUGCUUUGUGGGGUUCAUUGAAUUUCUCAUUGCCAUCAAAAAUAGAAAUGGAAAAGUUUGAUUUUCAGACUGUCAAAAUUGUUUAACGUGAGGCAAAAUGCAAAUGAUUGUUAAGCUGAACAAACCUGAAAAUAAUUACUAAACUUAUAGGUGCCAAUAGUUAAAUUGUGCAUUUGAAUAUGGUUGAUUUUGUGACAUCUUUCAGAGCCAGAAUUUAUUCUAAUAGGCAAAAUGAUGCUUGCCGUUCCUCUUUGCAUUAUGUAUAUUACUUCACUCUUUUGUGAGAGGCAUCAUAACCAUUCUGGGUCAAAGGGAGAAGAAAGCUCGGAGAAACGUGAACUGGGAGCAAUCUUUUACCAUAUGCUCAACUCCACCAACCUGUACUUCAGCUUCAUUAUUGCAGGAUUUAUUAUAACUGAUCUUGACUUUAUGCAAUGGUUUUGUUCAAAAAUUUCUGCUGUAUUUUUGGUGUUGUAUAUGGUGUUCCCUGCCAGAUUCCAGCAGUUGACUGCUGGUGUGCCCUUUGUCGAGAGAAUCCAAAAUGUAGUCAGCCUGCUGUCAGACAGUGGAAGAUCAGUACAGAAGUAGGAACUGAAGCAAUUUUUCAUUGCUUGGGUCCAAGCACCAUCAUUGGCUUCAGUGUAAAUUAAUACUGCACUGUUAGAAAGUAAUCUUGAAGUAGUUUGGAUUAACCAUUCAUCCUGGUUCAUUUGAUCAGCAGUGUCUGGGAUUGGGGUCUACAAUGCCAGCCAUUGUAGAUCAUGAAUUCCUCUCAUUUGUGUUGUAGUGUAUGUGUGUUAAACUCUGCUUCUAAACUUUAACUUCAGUGGAACUGAAUUUCCAAAGCAAAGUUCAGCAUACAUAGGCUACUACAUCAGAGACUUGCGUAUGCACCUGAAGAGUUUGCACCUGAAACAUUACUCAGUCUUUUCAGUUCAGGAAUGCUGAUGGAAGUGCUGUUAUUUUAUAGUUUGGUUUUAUUUGAAUAACUCAUAUUUAUAGGGGUUAUAAACAAAUCUUUCAUGCUUUUUAAGUCCAGUUAACAGUUCUGAAAAACUGCUUUCCAUUAUAACAUCUAUGUUUUGAACCAUUUCUAAAAUAUUAACUAGGCAGCAUAAGUUUUAAAGAAAAUCUGUUUUUUUCAUUAUAUUAAUUCACCGGAUGAAGACAUUGCUGGCAAGGGCAACAUUUGUUGUUCUUUCCUAGUUCCCCUAUCAAGGUGCUGACAGGACUUUUGAGCCGCUAGAGCGAUUUUAUACAGCUGAGUAGCUUGCUAGGCCUUUAGAGUGCAGAUUUCUGUGAGACUGAACUCAUGUAAAUGGUAGGUUUCCUUCCCCAAGGAGAGCAGUGAACCAGUUUUUGCUUUUAUGUCAAUCUGAUAGAUCUGAGGUCAACUUUUACUGCUGCUGGCUUUAUUUUCAUGUUUCGUUUUAAGUGAAUUGAAUUUAUUACAGUACCAUGGUGGGAAAUGAACUUUCAUUUUAUCACUUGUCCAGUAAUAAAUAACCACAGCAUUACCCCAACCUGUCUACAUUCUGGCUUGUAGGCCUUGGUUCUUAGAGUUUCAAUUAACUUUCAGAAUUAGUAAAGCAAAAUUCCUUCUGUGCCAUCACCUCAGCUCCCAACCUCCUGUCCAUAUUUUCCCGUGUUUUAUUUUGAGCAUGUAUAAGGUAAGCUAACGUAAAAAUGUACUUUCAGUGCAAAAUAUGAUCACGAGACCCUUUAUUUUGUGCCCUGGGCCAUGGGGAAAGAUUGAACUCACUAUUCAAAAUGUGGUUGAAUGUCUUAACUUUUCGGGGCUGUCACUAUUCCAACAAGGUAGCAGGCAUUGGCAGGGUUCAGUCUUUAUUAGAACAUGAAACUAUGUCAUUCCAAGGGUUCCUGUUACCAUUAGCAACCGAUGGUUGAACAGAUUUCUGAGCCUAUUACUAUUUCUAAACGGUGAUGCCCGUGUGUUGUAUAUCUCAUAAUGGUUUGCUGUUGAAUUGUUGAAACUGAACGUUGGGCCAUCUCGCUGCACCUUACAAAAGGGGGUUGGUGCGUUAUUGGUAGCAAUAGAUGCCAAUAAGAACAUAGCUACAGGGAAAAAUAUAAUAAAACACACCAUGGGCCACCUGCAACUCAUUAUGUAUGUUCAGUGCAUUGCCUUGAGAUGGUGUAAAGAGAGUAGUAGUCCAAAGCACAAAUGAUGGCCAGUUUAAUUACAAUGUAUUGAGGAUGAAGUGGAGCCAUGUUCUGAGAGGUCAGUUUGUGGUGGGGGAUAGCAAUGGUUAAAAGGCUAGUAUUACCUAUUGCUCUAAAAGGAAAACAAUAGGGUGCCCAACAACAGUAAUUAGAAUAUUUUAUCUGUCUAUUAAAGAAUGAAACAAGUUUAAUAUGAAAUCUAAAGACUAACCCUUUUCAGGGGUUAGUCAGGUUUUGUUGCAGUGGUUCACCAAAUGCAUGUGACAGAAUGUGUUGAUGCACCAAAUGGUCAAGUUAAAUGUGCGUCAUGUGCUCUGCAUCAUGGUAGCACCUCUGUAGAGAUUGUUUGUGCUCUGUCACGUUAAGUAAAAGUGGUGUGUGUAAUUAUGUGGAAGGGUUUUACUGGCAAUGUUUAGUUUGUAUUGGGGUUCACGUUCCCAUCAGCUUCAUUGCUGACCAGUGUUCCCGGUGACUGUCCUGUUAGCCCCAGUCCACCUCUCCUUGUGAAACAGCUAUCAGUGCAGUCACUUCUCUGCCCACUGCUGAGUGUGGUUUAACACGUCCUGUGGUUGUAACAGGUGAAGUCACAUUUGUCUUUAUUUUAAUCGUAUGAACUCAGCAGCUCUUUGCAUGAUGGGCUAUAAAAUAUAGUAAAUUUUCAGGUUUCUAUGUGAAAAUACAUGAAGGAAGAUGCUUACUAAACAUAAACUUAUUUCUUAGCUCUGAGUACAAUGAUUUGAAAGAACUGGUUUAUUACUAUAGGUUCUGAAUGUUUGCUAACUGAUUCAGAUCCUACUAAAUUCACAUUGCAGCAGUGGUUAUUUUGAUGUCACUAUUGUUUCUUAUACUAGAGGAACAAUUGGCUUUCCCUUUGUAUUUUUACUAUUUUUGUUUCUACACUUGAUCCCAGAAUGCAUAGUCAGUCCGAUGUCUUCUCAUACUGUUGCCAGUACAUAUAUUAGAAAGAGUGCAUCUGCCCCAAUACAUCCUUCCACAUUUUAGUCUACAACCCAUGUUUUAUAAGUUCCAUUGUCUGUAUUUAGAAUGGAAAAUAUCUGUGUCAACCUGUCACACUGAGUUCGGCUUCCUAACAUUGACGGCACUGUGGUGUCUCAGUUUUACAGCAACAAGUCCCUUGGUGCUGAAGGGAAAUUCCUAACAAACUCGCGCUACACAAAUUGCCAGGAAUUUUGCUACAACUAUAACUAUUGUAAAUCAAAUUUUUUUAUUUAAAAUAAGGACAAGUUAUCUGAUUUUAAAAUUGUAUCUUAAUUGUCAGACCAUCCUGCUUCAGUUAUCUCUGCCCACUUUGUGUUCAAUAUCACAGCCCUUUCUCCUGAAGCAAAUAAAAGUGCAACACUUAAUGAAAUCGACAGAGCUGUUAACCAACAAGAAAAUUAGAUUAAAUCAGCAGACUGAUUUGUCUUUCCUGUGUCUUCCCCCUUGUCUCAUUUGUGCUUUAGAGAAAGUAAUUAUGUUUUUAAGAAAAACCAACUGAAACAUCAACAUUUCUUUGCAAUUAAAUAGUUCUGGAGAAUCUAAAAUGAAUUCUCACCCUGCUAAUGUCACAGGACAUUGCUACGUUACAGCUCAUUAGGAUAGAUUGUCUUCUACAGAUCAAAUCCUUCAUCCCAGGGGCAGUAAUAUGGACCUUUUUCUGUUCUGUUGAUUCUCUCACUGUUUUAAUGAAGCUAGUCUUGAAAAGAUAAAGAUAAAAAGCUGCUAAAGCAAUACUGCGCUUCUGCAAGCCAAUCAAACACUUGUAUAAAAGUUGCCUACAAUUACUCCCUGCGGAAUUGUUGCAACUAUAUCAGAAUAGAAGUAGAUAAUUGCUGGGAUGCCUUAGGGAUCAGGAGUAGGUCUUGCCAUGUUUGGAUUGUUAAUGAAUGAUUUGGAAUUGUACUAAUACAAAUUCUAUGCAUGGACAGAAAUCUACCGCUGGUAAGACACAACUAGAGGAAGUACAAAGCUAUCUGGACCGAUAAGGAAAUUUGGCUAUUGACAGGGAGAUAUAUAAUGUGACAAAUAAGUAGUGGAAUUAAACAAGCUUGUCAUAGGAUUAAGAAUAGGACAGCCACUUGAGAAGGACACUUGCUCUACAAUGGAGUGUACAACUCACGUAAAGGUGGCAAACAAGAUUUUAAAGGGAGGCUGAAAUUUCCCUGGGGAAAUGAGCUUGUACAGAGCCCUGGGGAUUGGCAUGAGUAGGCACAAUAUUACCUUUACCUUGAUGACUAAUGUAUAUUAAUUGCUCUUUUCCAGACUCAUGUUUUUAUUCUUUAAAUAUGGACUAAGUUUAACAUUAAAUAGGAAGUGAGGAAGAAAGAUUAUGGUAGUUUUGUUGAGCAAACAUCUUCCUUUGCCAGUGCUUGUGUUGUGUUCUUUCUGCUAAAUUUUAUGAAGACUGCACCAAAUUGUAAGCAGUUCUGAGCUCUUUUGGUAUGGAUGCAAUGCAUCAUGGGUAAUAUUGAUUAUGCUAAUGGAAGCCAUUGAUUUGUACCUUUUUGAAAUUUGUUAUUGAUCAAUAAAAUUGUUUGUCUACCCUC